AUGACGGUGACGAUGCGGGUUCUCGCGCCGGCUAUGUCAUCGCGAGAACCACACCCUACCACUUACCGAACACAGCGUGAACGGUGGCAGCGGCUACGCCGCCCUGCUCCAGUCAUACUCCGUAUCCCGAGCUCACCGGAAUCAUUGUUCGCAGCGGAAUUCUAUCAGACGCUCGUAGACCUCCACUUGCACCACACCUGGUUCUCUUUCGUGCCCGCCAUGCUCGGCGGCCAUGCCGCUACGGACGCAGCUGCUAAAGCUGUCAUGAAGGUACACACUCUCUCCAACCCGGCGACUUCUCAGUGCAGAGACAAAAUCAUAGCUCAAGGUGACAAUUCCUACGGCAAAGCCAUCGCGGCCUUGCGAAGUUCGCUAGAUGAUUCCGAUUCAGCCUUGGUCUCGGUUGGGCUAUUGUCCCUAUACGAGGUCUUAAUGCGUUCACAGCCCCAGGCAUAUUUCUGGCAUGCCGGCGGUCUAAGCGCCAUGCUUCUGAGUCGACGGAAAACGGGGUCGACGAACGAGCUUACCAGAGCGAUCGUGUACGGUGACACGCAUGGCACGUUCCAGAAGCCGUUGACGAAGGGUGUCGCCAGUCCGUUUGAUGACCCAUUUUGGUUCGAUCUCGAGCCUGCUACUUUUGUGGAAACGAGCGAUGAAACUAAAAGGCUGCGAAAGCUGGGCAACCAGCUACUGAUUAGACUACCCGGUUUGGUUGCGAGAGUACGUGCGCUACGACAGCGAAGUGUCAAAGGUUCGUUCGAGCAGUACUUCUCUCAAACGGCUGAGGUUGCGGACCAGCUGCUUGAUCUCCGGGAUGAUCGAGCAGAGACCGAGCUCCUCCGCAGGGUGGCAGUAAGGGAGACUCGCGAUCCGUUCGACAAAGCCGUUGUACCAUACUCCUUUCAUCAUUUUGCGUCCUCGUACGACAAGGAGACUCUGCUCAUAUACUGGGGUGGCCGUUUAAUGGCAAUCAGACUUUGCAUGGAGCUUGACCGCCUAAGUCACCAAACCAUCAGCAAUCCCGCAACGGCAGCUAGACCCGUUUCCGCGCACGUAGAGGGCGUCGCGGGCGCUCCGGCUGUGCGCGCUUGGGAUCACAAAGGUAUGCUCGACGAACAAGAGCGCAUAACAAUGUCAAUCCUCAUGUGCUGGGAAGAUGGACUCGGGCAAGCCAAUCCUCUCUGUAUGGUGUGGGGAGCGCUCAUUGACAAAAGUACUUUCCGUGGCAAGCCUGCGGCUAUCGUCCGCACAUGGGUCUGGACACGAUAUCAGGAGAGCUUGGCUGGCUGGCCUGUGAAGUACACUAUGCGCAUGAUGGACGAGGAGAGCGAGGCUCUUGCGGGGGGGCCGCUUCUUUGGUGGUUGAGGGAUAUGGUAGUUCCGGACGGGGUGGAAGUGGACAACGGCUGA
This is a messenger RNA of Baudoinia panamericana UAMH 10762, 1410 nucleotides long. RefSeq lists its product as uncharacterized. The record is from RefSeq and is a predicted model, not a curated record. Lineage: Eukaryota; Fungi; Ascomycota; Dothideomycetes; Mycosphaerellales; Teratosphaeriaceae. The coding region runs from base 1 to 1410 and encodes 469 amino acids. The transcript has 2 exons.